This is a messenger RNA of Magallana angulata, 1400 nucleotides long. RefSeq names its product piggyBac transposable element-derived protein 4-like. The record is from RefSeq and is a predicted model, not a curated record. NCBI's taxonomy places the organism in Eukaryota, Metazoa, Mollusca, Bivalvia, Ostreida, Ostreidae. The coding region runs from base 568 to 1350 and encodes 260 amino acids. The transcript has 3 exons.
CGCAAAUUAAUCCAGUAAAUGUGAUACUAUUUUUUAAAUUUAGAAUAUUUGAUAUAAAAAUAAAAUAUUUAAUUUAAAAUUCUGUACUAAAAUUCAUUAAAAAUUGCUAUGAGUCAGACCGUGCCUGCGAGUACAAAGCGCGACAUUAUUCCACCUGAAUCAAGUCAAGUUUUUGUUUUUCCUAAAUAAAAGCAAGAGAUAAAAUAAACGAUCUGGGGGUUUUUUCUAGAAAAAAAAUAUAGACGAUAUUCAGUAAAUGACUUUGUAUGACAAUUCAUGAAAGUAUAGGAAUUGCAGGGUAAAUCAAUAUAUUGCAGUAUAUAGUUAUAUGUACAUCAUUUUGAUUUUUGAUUUUGGGGAUUUGCAAUGAAACAAAUGGUUCUGCAAAAAUGUUUAUUUCAAAAUUGUUCUUAUUAAUUCCAAUGUUUAUAAAAGGAAUAUCAUUUUUGUUUAUCAACUGCACAAUGACCACAUCAUUUUACACUUGCCGCGUUGUCCGAAUGACUUAGCUCCCUGGGCCUGGUUGCUAUGACUUUCAUGUAAACAGCGCGAAAAUUUAUCGACAUAAUGGACGAAAGCGCGGACAGUGACUCGGACGGUUCCCUCUCUGAUGGAUCAGACAUCAAUGUAAACGAUUCAGAUAACGAGGGAUUCUCAUCUGACACCGACAGUGAAUCCGAUUCACGGGAAACACAAUCAUCGCUGUGCACAUUGGAUAGUCGGUUGAGCGAUAUUGGUGACGAUUUCUGGUCUAGUGACCUUCAUGAUGUGGAAAUAGCGGAGUUUGGAGAAGAUCAUGGCCUAUGUCAUACUCUUGAUCCCAAAGAUCACGUGUACCGGUAUUUCCAGCUAAUGCUGCCAUCAGCCAUAUUCGGGAAGAUAGCCGAGGAAACCAACAAAUAUGCAGCACAGACGGCGGAAAGUACAGGGCAGCCCGACCCUGACUGGGUUCCAACAGAUGAAACUGAAGUCAGGGCAUACCUUGGUCUAUGGAUUCUUAUGGGGAUAAACCAAUUACCAGAUAUCCAUAUGUACUGGUCUGAUAACAAAUACAUUGGAAACCAAGGUUUUAAAGACUGCAUGACAAGAAAUAGAUUUACCAUGCUGUCUCGUUAUUUACAUGUAAAUGACAACAGUACACAGGGAGCUCCUGGGUCUCAACAGUAUGACAGACUGCAUAAGAUUCGACCCCUUAUAAUGUCAACAAGGGAAGCAUUCAAAAAAUAUUAUAAACCAGGAAAAUGCCAAAGUAUUGAUGAGGGAAUGGUGAGAUACAAGGGUCACCAUUUUGCUCGACAAUAUACUCCAUGCAAGCCAAUAAAAAGGGGUCUAAAGGUAUUGAUAAUUUGAAUUCACACCCAAAGAAAUGUUUACAUAUAAUUUAUUUACAAUUUUUCAGU